AUGAAGCUCUUGCGAGUCGCUACGGCGGCCCUGUUAGCUCUCAUAAGGCACACAGAUGCGGUUUCAACUUUUGAACCGGCAAGGCCUCCUGCUGCUCCCCUAGCCGUGCGAGCACCUUAUCUAAAUGUCUGGCUCAAUGGCCAGACGGAUGGGCGACCGAGUGGUUAUCUCGCUGGCGAGUGGCCCAGAUUCUGGACGCAAGGAUUCCAGGCAUGGCAAGGAUUCAUCAUGGUGGACGGCAAGGCUUACAACUGGAUGGGAGGAGCCCCUGGCGCAGACAACGUUGACCAGCAGUCACUCAAGUAUACAUCAACUCGGACGACCUUUACCAUGAAUGCAGGAGGCCAAGUUCAAUUAGUUGCCGAGUUCUUCUCUCCAGUCUUCCCUGACGACUUGAGAAGACAGUCCAUCCCAUUCUCAUAUCUGAAGAUCUCCGUGGUAUCCCUAGACGGGCGUUCACACCAUGUUCAAAUCUACGCUGACGUGUCAGGAGAAUGGGCAUCUGGUGAUAGCUCACAAACAAUUCAGUGGGAGCACCAGGCUGGCGGCGGAAUCCGUUCUCACAAAUUCUAUCGCCAAAAUCAAGAAAAGUUUGGGGAAGCCAAUGAUCAAGCCUCCUGGGGCAACUGGUAUUGGUCGACAGGGGACAUUAGAGGCGUAACAUAUCAAAUUGGCCAGGACACAGCUGUCCGCGGCCAAUUUCUGUCCAACGGCACGCUUACCGGUCAUAUCGACACGGAUUACCGUGCGGUGAAUGAUCGAUGGCCCGUCUUUGCUUUUGCGCGCGAUCUCGGUGCAGUUGGAAGAAGCGGUUCUCCAUCUACUCUCUUUACCAUUGGCAUUGCCCAAGAGGAAGCCAUCUUGUUCCAGGGUCGAGGCGAUUCGCCUCAAGAGGUUCCUUCGCUCUGGACAAAUUACUUUGAUGAGGAGGAGCUGGCUCCGUUCUUCUACAAGGACUAUACCUACGCCAGCCAGUAUGCUACCAGACUGGACAAUCGCAUCGCGACUGACUCGAUCGCGGCCGGCGGCCAGGACUAUCUCACCAUUACGAGUCUGGCUGUCCGACAAGCCUUUGGUGCUCUCCAGUAUACGGGCACCGAGGACAACGUCAGAGUGUUUCUCAAGGAGAUCAGCUCCAACAGUGACAUCCAAACGGUGGACGUCAUUUUUCCCACUUGGCCCAUCAUGCUGUAUCUGGAUCCCAAUCUCAUCAAGUACACCUUAUCGCCCCUCCUCGAGAACCAGGAAAGCGGCCAGUACCCUAAUAAAUACGCGAUACACGACCUUGGCAGGUUCCCGCAAGCUUUGGGCUAUCCUGGCGGCAAUGACGAGGCCAUGCCCCUGGAGGAAUGCGGCAACAUGAUUAUCAUGAUGCUGUCGUACGCUCAGAAGACGGGCGACGUCGAUUAUCUCAGACAACACUGGACGUUGAUGGCGCAGUGGGCAGAGUAUCUGAUUGAAGAUGCCAAAAUCCCGGCAAACCAGCUGUCGACAGACGACUUCGCAGGUCAUCUUGCGAACCAAACCAACCUCGCCAUCAAGGGCAUAAUUGCACUGGAGGCCAUGUCUCGCAUAGCUACACUUACUGGCCACAAUGUCAUAGCUGGGAACUACUCGUCAAUCGCCAAAGACUACCUCGGUUUCUGGUCCCGUCACGGCAUCAACCGCGCUGCGGUGCCAAACCACAGCGUGCUCCAGUAUGAUUCGGCCGCCACAUACGGUCUCCUGUAUAACAUCUAUCCAGACAAGGCACUUGGACUCAAGUUCAUCCCGCAGUCCGUCUACGACAUGCAGAGCGACUUCUACCUGGCCAAGGCCAACAAAUACGGAGUGAUCCUCGACACACGCGGCACGCUAACCAAGACUGACUGGGAGAUGUUUGCAGCGGCCGUGGCUGGGCCGCGCACAAAGGCCAUGUUCAUCUCCCUGAUUGCCAAGUGGAUCAACGAGACGCCGACGUGGCGGGCCUUUACCGAUCUGUAUGACACGAACACGGGAGGAUAUCCCGGUAACCAGUUUACGGCCCGGCCGGUGGUGGGCGGUGUGUUUUCUGUGCUGGCGCUGCAGUGA
Trichoderma citrinoviride is the source of this 2070-nucleotide messenger RNA. Its product is annotated as DUF1793-domain-containing protein. Gene Ontology annotation, biological process: carbohydrate metabolic process. The transcript has 7 exons. The record is from RefSeq and is a predicted model, not a curated record. The coding region runs from base 1 to 2070 and encodes 689 amino acids. Lineage: Eukaryota; Fungi; Ascomycota; Sordariomycetes; Hypocreales; Hypocreaceae.